AAACAGAAGCUACUUCACCUGCGCUUCACCUCGUCUAAUGCCGAAUGUGCCUGCCCCAGUGACGGCGUCGCUCGAGAUCUCCUCGAUUACGUAUUCGGCCCAGAAUUUUCUCUCUAUAUAUCAACACACACAUAGCACGGGUCAGCUCUCGCUUAAGAGAAAUCAACACUCGCAUUACUUACCUAUACUUUACUUACGCUGUUUAUUAUUACAAUGCCGCGCGCGGCUUUUGAAUACGCGUCCUGGGUUCGUUGAUCGCUGUAUCGAGAGAUGGUCACUGCGAUGCAGGAGAGAUAGUAGGUACCGCCGCGAAGUCGCCGACUCGCCGCCAACGGCCAACCGCCAACGCCACGAAUUCGGUAGUGGGAGGAGAUGCGGCGACGCACGAAAGGCGUACGUGGUGAUGAAGACUAGGAAGAGGCCCGCGGCUUCUUUUUAUUCCGAGCUGUAAAAUACCUAUAAACAUUAUAUACGUACAGUUUGUGGUAUGUUAUGUGUCUGUUUAAGCGGGAAUUGCGUCAUACCGAUGAGUCUCUAUACGUAGCAUAUGCAGGAAGCCGAGAAACGCUGGCUAUGUAUAAAGCGGUGGGUAAUACCCAAGGUGAAUAUCACAUAGUAAAAUUUCAAAUGGGCCGCGCGCUCGUGUCGGCUUUGUUCUGUGUCUAUUGAGUACCUAUUACAUAUAGGAAGUAGGUAUCUCGAACCUUGAGUUAGGAUUUUUGUUAGAAUCACUAUGUUUUUCAACGGUUUUUUUAUUUCAACAGUUUUUACUUACUCUUCUCUCUCUCUUCGAUUUCAAGAUUUGAACAUAAUCAAUUUUAUCGCUAUAAUCAAUUCAUAUGACACAGAAACAGACAAACGGUUCAGCUGAGUAGCCAAUUUUGCCAUCAACCAAAGUAUAGCUACGAAGCAUGUUUGGUACGAAAGAAUUAAGAUGUAUCGAAAACGUCCCUAAAAUGCCAUUCAAAAAUGCCGCUUCACGUCGUCGUCGUAUUCGCGUUCAUAAAGACGUCAACCAAUGGUGACCGCGUCCAGUAUCAACAUCCCAAUAUACAUAUAUAACCCGCUGUCAUCGCACUGCAGUUCCGUCUUUCGCCGUGCGUUUCAAGCAUAACCUAAAAAUUCGUCAAAAAUGGCGCGUAAUGCAGAAAAGGCUAUGACCACACUGGCUCGAUGGCGAGCUGCACAUUGUAACGAUGGAAUAAAAAAAGAGCAGGAGAGGAGGCCAUAUCUGGCCUCUGAGUGCAAAGAUUUACGGAAAGCAGAAAAGUGGAGAAUGCAAAUCAUAAGAGAAAUAGCCAAAAAAGUAGCUCAAAUCCAGAAUGCAGGUCUGGGGGAAUUUAGGAUCAGGGAUCUCAAUGAUGAAAUCAAUAAACUACUCAGAGAAAAGAGGCAUUGGGAAGUUCAAAUUAAAGAAUUGGGAGGUCCGGAUUAUUCCAGAACAGGGCCACGCAUGUUGGAUCACGAAGGAAGAGAGGUACCAGGUAACCGAGGUUACAAAUAUUUUGGAGCAGCGAAAGACCUUCCCGGGGUCAGAGAAUUGUUUGAACAAGAACCUCCACCACCUCCUCGUAAGACCCGAGCAGAGCUGAUGAAGGACAUUGAUGCAGAUUACUAUGGCUACAGAGAUGACGACGACGGCAUACUCUUACCUCUAGAACAGAAAGAUGAGCAGGAUGACAGGGAACUAUUAAUUGAGGAAUGGAAGAAGAAGAAAGAUGACAAGCAGCCAGAACCUGCAGCUGAAGGUGAAGAGAUGGAAACUAAUCAAAUGCACAUACCUAGCCAAAGGGAAAUCCAGGAGGCUCUGCUUUUGCGUAAAAAGCAGGAGCUAUUGGAAAAAUACGUACUGUAAAUUUAACUUAGCUAAUAGAUCAUUUUCAUACAGUGAUACAAUUUUUCAUACAUAUAAGCGAGUGUAAAGUCUACAAACUUUAAGUGAAUAAAUUUUGUAAUUAAUGGGUUGUUAAGGAAAAGUGAAGGAAA
Molecule: messenger RNA, 1986 nt
Organism: Nasonia vitripennis (jewel wasp)
Lineage: Eukaryota; Metazoa; Arthropoda; Insecta; Hymenoptera; Pteromalidae
Product: pre-mRNA-splicing factor ISY1 homolog
Exons: 4
Coding region: 1133-1855 (240 amino acids)
Biological process (GO): mRNA 3'-splice site recognition; generation of catalytic spliceosome for second transesterification step
Cellular component (GO): post-spliceosomal complex; catalytic step 2 spliceosome; post-mRNA release spliceosomal complex
Source: RefSeq, a predicted model, not a curated record